CCACGCCUUGCAAACCCAUCCCAUCAUAAUUACAUGUAACAUGGGUCCUGGAGUGACAUUUAAUGCUACCUAAAUCCUCAACCUGAGCCUGAUAUUAAAAGUAAUGAAGAAGAGGCAAUCCUCCCAGGCCAUGCAAUUUUCCUCUGUGACGCAGGACGAAGCGGGGGGAAACUGUGGCAAGGGGGAAAACAUGGUUGUUAUAGUUGUUACACUACCUACUUCAAGAACCUGGCCUAGGUUUAAAGAAGAGAAGACAGUAUUUCUAUGCAGUCGCCAUCAAACUGUUCAGACCAAAACAAAAACAUCACGAUGGUACAGUACCUGCUGUGGCGCACGUUGACCAACUGUAACACUGACACCACCCUCUCCUUUCUGGGUUGUUGGCCACACCAAGUUUUCACCAGCUAGACUGUACUUGUGAAGGACAUCACUGAGGUCUGUACACAUUCAGUUUGAUAAUUCAACAUCAAAUACAUUAACUGAGUCACACCAAGUUUUCACUAGCUAGACUGGACCUGUCAAGAAGCCUCGAGGACAUCACUGAGAUCACCACAGUCACUGCAACAUAUAACAAGAAUAUCUAAGAGAGCUAAGUUUGGAAGAGGAGCUAUAGUUCAUUUAUCAAAAGGACAGUUGAUGAUAUGGACAAGCCAAAAAAAUCUUUACGCCGAACAAAUGUUCUCCGCAGCACAUCAGCCGAUUGGUUCUAUGGGAAAAUUUCAAGACAGGAAGCCGAGGAGAAAUUGAAAAUGUGCAGGAAUGGUGAAUUUCUCGUGCGAGAAAGUCGAAACUUCAAAGGCGAUUACACAUUAUCGAUUCAGUAUGCAUCAAAGGUAGAGCACUAUCAUAUCAAGCGAGGAAAGCGCUCGUAUGUCACCAUCGACGAACAUGUUUAUUUUGAAAACAUUGCUAAUCUUGUUGAGCAUUAUCGGCAAGAUGCACAUGGACUGUGCUCACGGUUGAAAGUGCCUGAUGAUUACUGUUCAGUUUUGACUUCUAUUGGUGUUGACGAAUGCCCUGCAAUUGUGCCGCUGAAUUCAAAGCUAUUAGCCAAGGAAGCUGACAUUAGCAGAAAACAAUCCAUAGUGGCCGUUUGGAGAGGGGAGUACCAAGGUACAAGGAUCGCAAUGAGGAGACUUCAGUGCUCUGAGGAAAUUUUGGCAACAUCUGCUCCCAAAAUUCUGAAAGUUGCGACACAUCUUAGCUCACUCCAACAUGGAAAUAUUGUUUCCUUCCUUGGCGCUUCGUUCGAGGACCCCUAUAUCUACCUUGUGACAAUGUAUAUUAUCAAGGGUCCCGUUACUGAUUUUCUAAGAAGUCGUGGGCGGAGAAACAUCACACAACAAAUGCAAAUAGACUUUGUAAAACAAAUCUGCAGUGGAAUGUUCAAUCUAGAGUCUCAAGAUGUUGUUCACAGUAAUCUGGCUGCUCACAAUGUUCUCAUGGAUGACGAUGGAAGUCUGAAAGUUUCAGAUAUUGGCUUUGCACUUAUUGAUGAGGACAUUUUAUCCUUCCCACCGUCCAAAGCUUCUAUCCGUUGGAGAGCGCCAGAGGUUCUCGAUAGCAAGAGAUUUUCGUGUAAAUCAGAUGUGUGGAGUUUUGGGAUUUUACUCUGGGAGAUUUGUUCUUAUGGACGUGUGCCAUACCCUGGAAAAGCAGUCGAGGAGAUACCGCUUAUGAUUGAAAACGGACAGCGGAUGAACCCGCCUGAAGACUGCCCUGAUUGGCUGUGUCACAUGAUGCUACGUACGUGGCAAAGCGAUCCGGUCAGCAGACCUUCUUUCGCAGACAUCCACAGAGAACUUGAAUGCAUAAUAAUGUACUGACAUAAUUAUAGCUAACCCUCAGGAAUUAUGACUUUAAAUAAACAUUUACCACAGUUUCCAUGAUAUAAUUAUUGUUUACUAUAAUUAUGCCUCGAGGCGUAGCCGAACGAGGGAUAUGACACCCCUUUCUUGUGAAACAUAUGCAACUUUGCAAACAUUGCAAAUUAUUCACACUCUAUAA
Halichondria panicea is the source of this 2007-nucleotide messenger RNA. RefSeq names its product tyrosine-protein kinase CSK-like. Gene Ontology annotation, biological process: protein phosphorylation. The transcript is spliced from 13 exons. The record is from RefSeq and is a predicted model, not a curated record. Lineage: Eukaryota; Metazoa; Porifera; Demospongiae; Suberitida; Halichondriidae. The coding region runs from base 642 to 1826 and encodes 394 amino acids. Gene Ontology annotation, molecular function: ATP binding; non-membrane spanning protein tyrosine kinase activity.